Salvelinus fontinalis (brook trout) is the source of this 2151-nucleotide messenger RNA. Its product is annotated as zinc-binding protein A33-like. Gene Ontology annotation, molecular function: protein binding; zinc ion binding. NCBI's taxonomy places the organism in Eukaryota, Metazoa, Chordata, Actinopteri, Salmoniformes, Salmonidae. The coding region runs from base 224 to 1645 and encodes 473 amino acids. The transcript has 6 exons. The record is from RefSeq and is a predicted model, not a curated record.
UUUAACAGGAAGGAGAAAAGCUCACAACAGAACAUCGCUGUAACAUUCAGCUAUUUAGAAUUUUUUGUAAACAAACAAGAAUCAAAACAACAAUUGAAGACUAAGGAACACCGCCAGGAAAACACAGAUUUCUAAGUUCAGAUGAGUUUUCAAAAGUGAACCUUAGUCAAAAGAGUUAUCAGAAGUGAAAGUAAACCUUCAUAACAGAGAUAAGCUGUGAUAAAUGGCCUCUAAAACUUCUCUCUCCGAGGAUGAUUUCUCCUGUCCUGUGUGUCAUAACAUCUUCAAUGAUCCUGUGGUCCUGUUGUGUAGCCACAGCUUCUGUAAAACCUGUCUGGAGGAAUACUGGAAACAGAAGACAUCUUGGGAAUGUCCAGUCUGCAGAAAAAAAUCAUCACUGGAAUUCCCCCCCUGUAACUUGGUUUUAAAGAACCUGUGUGAGGCCUACUUACAGGAUAGAAGUCAGAGAGCUUCAUCAGUGCCUGAGGUGCUCUGCAGUCUGCACAGUGAGAAACUCAAGCUCUUCUGUCUGGAGGAUAAACAGCCCAUCUGUUUUGUGUGUCAAACUUCAAAAACGCAUAAAAGCCACGACUGCUGCCCAAUAGAUGAAGCUGUACUGGAUCAUAAGGAAGAACUCAAGACUGCACUGGAGCCCUUAAAAGAGAAGCUUAAGGUCUUUAGAGAAGUUAAACUGAGCUGUGAUCAAACAGCAGUACACAUCAAUAGCCAGGCCCAGGACACAGAGAAGCUGAUUAAGACGGGGUUUAAGACGUUUCAUCAGUUUCUAUAUCAAGAAGAGAGAGCCAGGAUAGCUGAACUGAAGGAGGAAGAGGAGCAGAAGAGUCAGAUGAUGAAGAAGAAGAUUGAGCUGAUGAGCAGAGAGAUAUCAUCACUUUCAGACACAAUCAGAACCAUAGAGGAAGAGCUGGGAGCUGAGGACAUCUCAUUCUUGCAGAACUACAAGGAUACAGUGAAAAGAGCCCAGUGUACACUGCCAGAUCCAGAGAGGGUUUCAGGAGCACUGAUAGACGUGGCAAAGCACCUGGGAAACCUGCAGUUCAGAGUCUGGAAGAAGAUGCAGGGAGUAGUUCACUACACUCCAGUGACUCUGGACCCCAACACUGCCCACUCAGAUCUCAUCCUGUCUAAUGAUCUGACCAGUGUGAGAUACAGUGAUGAGGAACAGCAGCUUCCUGACAACCCAGAGAGGUUUGAUAGCCAUAGAAUGGUCCUGGGCUAUGAGGGUUUUAACUCAGGAACACACAGCUGGGACAUUGAUGUUAGGAAGAAUAAAGGCUGGGACCUGGGUGUGACCACAGAGUCUGUCCAGAGGAAGGAACACAGUGGGUAUUGGCAUAGAUCCUGGGGUGUGUUGUUUGGUGGUGGUGAUUAUAACACACAUGUACCAAAUAAGCCAUCCACUCCCCUCACAGUGAGACAGAACCCCCAGAGGAUCAGAGUGCAGCUAGACUGGGAAGGAGGAAAGCUGUCAUUCUCUGACCCUGUCAAUAACACACAUCUACACACAUUCACACACACUUUCACUGAGAGAGUCUUUCCAUACAUCAGGAAUCUCUGUUUUCUCCACCCUCUGAGAGUGUUACCAGGUAAGGUGACUGUAUCAGUGGAUACUGUCUCUGUCUGAAUCAGGGACUAACAUGAUGUAAAUGAGUCAGUAACACCCAUUGAUGUCCUUCAUUACGAUUCUCACAGAGGGAGGACACACUGUGAUGGAGACUAUCAUUGUCUGACUCACCUGUUACUAUUAUAGAAUGAAUAUGUAACCUGUUACUACUUUAGAAUGAAUAUGUAAUCUGUUACUACUUUAGAAUGAAUAUGUAAUCUGUUACUAUUAUAGAAUGAAUAUGUAAUCAGUUACUACUUUAGAAUGAAUAUGUAAUCUGUUACUAUUAUAGAAUGAAUAUGUAAUCUGUUCUUUGUUGGUUUUAUUUUUACCACAUUUACAUUUUGUCUGGUUGUUUUAACCCCUGCAGUAUGUAUCCCAAUAAACUUGGGCUGCCUGAAUGGCAUUUGGCGUAUAGUGUUGUGGCCUUGGACCGUGCCUCUGUUAGCUAGCUUGUAGACAAUGACACUGUUAAUGUAUGUCUAUAGAGUGCAACACAUUUUCAACCAAUAAACAUGUUUUAAUUA